CGUUUUUUUUUUUUAAUUCUUUCUUCCAAGACAAGACUUCGAAUCUGGCGGGACAAGUCAGUAAGAGUUAGAGGCUUCAUUUAGAUUCCAAGUUUACAAGAUAAUUAACUGUAAAUGCCUUAAAAUGGUGAAAAUUUAUUUCUGCAUACAUCCACAGCACUAGAACUGUCAAUUUCCCAUUUAAAGGGUUUUCAAUAUUUUCUAUCGUUUUUAUCGGUUGAUAUCUUUCUUCACUCUCUCUCAGUGAUUCGCUUGCUUCUUUUCUGUAAGAAUCAUAGAUGCAACUAUUAGCUUCUGCUAGCCCAUGUCCUAUUGGCAGUCUUUUUCUUGCGAGGAUGACGGCCACUUCGAUUCUGCUUUGAUCUCGUAUUUUGUCAAAACCCUAAAUGAGAGUUCUUUUACAUGUCGAUAAAAAUUCUUGUCUAUCAAUUCCUAAUGGAUCUAUCAAUUUCAUGGGAAAAUAGAUGUUACUUUCUCAAGUUUACACGAGACAGACUCCAAAAAAUUUCGGCUGUUUCUUCAUGAUUGAAGAGAAGAAGCAAGCUGCUGCUGAUGUAUUGUUCAACUAUUCCAAAUUUGUAAUGGCAUGUAUUGGAAAUGGGGUUCGCCCUUGUGACAUGAGGUUGCAUUUGAUGAAGGAGAUUUCAGGUAUGCCAACAUCUUUGAAGAGGGAUUCUUUCCAGGCAGCAGGUUCUCCUGAUGCGAUGGGUGAAUCAUCAAGCUCCGGUACAGCUAGAACUGAUAGACCAGAUAGUUCUCGAGCACUGUGACUACGAGGGG
Carica papaya (papaya) is the source of this 780-nucleotide messenger RNA. RefSeq lists its product as uncharacterized. NCBI's taxonomy places the organism in Eukaryota, Viridiplantae, Streptophyta, Magnoliopsida, Brassicales, Caricaceae. The record is from RefSeq and is a predicted model, not a curated record.